Messenger RNA from Ornithorhynchus anatinus (platypus), 1894 nucleotides. RefSeq lists its product as uncharacterized. The record is from RefSeq and is a predicted model, not a curated record. The transcript has 5 exons. The coding region runs from base 609 to 1706 and encodes 365 amino acids. NCBI's taxonomy places the organism in Eukaryota, Metazoa, Chordata, Mammalia, Monotremata, Ornithorhynchidae.
CCUCAGCGACUCCCCCAAGGCCUGCUUCCCUCGCCCCCCUCGCGACACACACAAACACACACACUUACACCCCCCGAACACCAACACACAACCCCACCCGCACCUACACAACACACACAGGCGGCGGCCGCAGCGACGCGUGAUUGACAACGGGGGCAGCGGGCGCGCGCGCGGCCUCCGCGCCCCCGCGGCCGAGGCUGGCACCGGCUUGAACGAAGGAGACCUGAAUGGCGGUGGCAGAGGCGACACGCUCUCCCUGCAGGGCCCAGGGCAGCGGGGGAUCGCGGAUCCGGGCUGGUCCAGGGCUCUGAGGCGCCUCCGUGGGCCGAGCCCACCCGGCCUUUCCUGGGCUCCGGCCCGAUCCUUCCCCCCCUUCCCUCCCUCGCUCCCUGUCUCCCUCGUGGCUCUGGGGAACCCCACCCACAGCGGACCCCAGGCCCGAGGCUCAGCCGCCCGGCCCCCAUGCCUGGCCGGGCACUCGGCCACUCCCGCCCUCCGUCCCCGGCCGCCGGUUGCGGUUUGGCCCCCGGGGGCGCGGGCACGCCCCCGGUCCGGUGCCCCCAGCAGCGCCGUCCCGGGCCCGACUCCGGCCCUCUUGGCGCGGGGCCAUGGGCCGCCUGGACGACCCGGCCAAGCGGAGGAUCGUGGAGCUGCGCAAGGCCGGGCUGAGCUUCCGCAGGAUCCAGAAGGUGCUGGAGCUGGACAACAUCCGGGUGACGCCCCAGGCUGUCUACCUCUUUCUGAAGCGCAAGAACUUGGACCCCUGCCCCUCGCAGCCCCUGCAGCUCCCACAUGCCCCUGACGGCCGGAGCAGCCGGAGGCCAGCCCCGGCCGGCUGGGAGGACCAGCAGCUCUGGGGCCCACUGCAGGAGGGUGGGGCCGAGCCCGGGGACAGGGUGCGGGUGCCCUUAGAGCACGAGCCGGAAGGCGAGGGCACGGACAGCAAAGAGGGCAUCCGGAUCGUCAGCGUGACCUCAUUGAGUAAGGGCGGGGACGCCCGCGGCGAGGACCCCGGCCUGCCCACGGGAUGCCCCGACCUGACCCCCGCCAAUAGCGACCCCUGCCCCGCCGCCACCAGCCCGGGGGGCAGGUCGACCAGCGUCCGGCCGGGCCCUGCCGCCACCCUGAGCCGGGGACGCAGCCCGCUGCUGACCCCCAGGAACCCCGCCCUCAUUGUCCGGAAGAAGAUCGUGGACCGAGCCCUCCUCCUCCAGAAGAAAGCCGGUGUCCACAACGGUCAAGGGGGCUCGAGCACCUCCCCGCUCCCGCCUCUGCUCGUGGGGAUGCAGCCGGCCUGCCCCGCCAGGCCCUGCGGGGGUCUGGCUGCCCUGCCUCGCCCUUUGGGGCCCAGCCCACAGGUGAAGGACGCAGGCACCCAGACAGGCCCUGGCCCUCCCCCGCUCUGGGCCGGUCAGCAUGGCGGGGAAGGUCCUCCUGCGGCGGGCAGUGCCCAGGGCCUGUGGCAGAAGCUGGAGACCCUGCAUCGGGACGUGCAGGCUUUGCUGCAGGGGCUGCAGGGGCUGAGCGAGCGGCAGGGCCGGCUGGAGCGGCAGCAGGAGCAGCAGCAGCGCUGCCAGCAGGAGACGCUGGCCACGCUGCGACAGCUCAGCGGGGCCCUGACCGUGGGGGCCUUGGCCGGGGUGACCGGGGACACCCCCGCCUCCACAGUGCCCGGCUUCAGCCAGUUCAAGAUGGAGCUUCUGUGACCGGCCGGUGCCGGGACGGCGGCCGGAGCCCCGGCCUUCCCCCUGCCAGGGUGGCCGGACGGCCCCUUGGUUGCCCCAUGGGUGACAGGACCCUGGAGAGAGGGAGGGUCACCGGGCCGGACCAGGGGGCAUGUCUGACUGCCCGGCGGGCAGCCUGGGCGUCUCUGUAUAAAGUGAGCGCCACCCAG